UAUAAUUCAUGGCAAUGAUUGCACUGUUUUAAAGAGUACCUACCAAUUUUUACGUUGAAACUUUGGAGACACCGAAUAAACACAUAUACGUUAUAACACGCCUUGCAGGCAACUAGUGGUGACUGCUUCGAUUAACCACCACUAGACUUACGGCCGUUCCCAAUAUUCAGUCUCUCUUACUUGAGAUAAAAAUCGUAACUAUGGUUGACUUUUCUGUCCCAAUAAACUUAUCGACGGUAACUCACCUUAUCCAUACACGCUGUCUGUCAAUGUGACGACGUAUAACUUAUCAGCGAUAGAAGUUUGUAUGGAAAUUGCAAUUCACGGGUCCCAAUAUAAGGCGAUAUGAAUGACAUCGGGUACAUUGGGACAGCUUCAGAUUAUUGACAGCUAAUUACUGACAGUAGAAGGUAGUAAUUUAUCUCUAUCUGUAGAUAGUAUAUUGGGAACGGCGGUUAGCCAUCUAUGACUUGACGUACGUAAUAAAAGGACGGUUACUGAAGGGACAUUGGUUUUAGUACCAAGUUGGGGACAAGAAUAGACAUGAUGACAACAAGUAAAUUUCAUUGAAAUAAUUUGUGUGUAUAUUAUUACAAAAUUCCUAAUUCUAAAACUCUGAUUCUUUUCAUAAUUAAAAGCAAGAUGAAUAUAAUAAUCGAUAAAAUAAAAUCGCUAAAUACGGCAAUCCGCCAUGAAAUGUUGAACGCCAAUCAGAGCGCAUGACGUCACGUUAGAGUUCUUUUUCUUUGUUUACAUUUGAAUUACUUAAGAUAAUACACACUCGCUCGCUUUUUUAAUUGAAUACGCCGUUAUUGUUUUGUUAUUAACUUCAAUUUCUUUUGUGUAAAUUGAUUGCGCUAAAUUGAGUCAUGGAACAAGGAUUUACAAAGGCUUCCAGCGCAAAUUUACCAAGAAUCGACUUGAUAAUGCUAGGAACGUUUCUGGCAUCAAACAAAGACUUCUGUUCAGCAGAAUUUAGAAAUGUUAAAACUUCCAUGUCUGCUAGGGCAUCUUAUGGUGAUGAUGCUGUAAGCUAUGUUCAGGUCAAACGUGAAGGAAAUUUGUGCACAAUAAAAGCUAAAAUCUGCCCAGAACAUAAAGUGCAUGCCAAGUUGUAUGGAGUGUCUUUGGUAGUCGACGAACAAGAAGAAACAGUUAAGUCAGUAGAAUGUCAUGAUUGUGUGGCUUCUCAAGGAGGCUGCAAACAUGCCAUGGCAUUCUUAAUGUGGGUUCAUCGCAGAAGUGAAGAUCCAUCUUGCACAUCCAUAGAAUGCUAUUGGAGGAAAUCCAAACUUUCUAGAGUUGGGAGUACCCUUAAAUACAUAACUGCUACGGAAUUAUCUAAGGGUAGCCCUAGCUUACCAUCUGAUACCGAAGUAUUCGAAAAGUUUGUAGAAGAAGGGAAGAGAAGAAGGUUAACCGACUGUGAAUUAAUGAAAUACCAAAAGGACUAUGUUUUUGAUAGACUUUUAAGUCUAUCAAUGGACAAUUUAGUGUUGAAAUAUAAAGAAAACUGUUGUAAUAAAUUUUUGGAUAGUGUGAUAUUUUCUGAUGCUGACAUCAACAAUGUAGAAGAAGAAACAAGGGAGCAACAUAAAAGUAAGCUUUGGUAUGAAUUAAGGUAUGGCAGAGUGACCGCUUCAAGAGCAUAUGAAUUCAGUAGGUGUAAAACCAGUGACGGCACUCUGAUGGCAGUAAUAAUGGGUGGAAAAAUUCCAGACACAACAGCUAUGAAACGUGGUAGAAUUUUGGAGGGUGAAGUGAGGAAAACUGUAAGUGCCAACCUGGAAAAGAAAAUUAGAAAAUGUGGGUUAUUCUUAUCUAAAAAUUAUCCCAUGCUAGCGGGUUCACCUGAUGGGAUCUGUGAAAAUAGUAUAAUAGAAAUUAAGUGUCCUAUGAGUCAAAAAACAGUUAAAGCAUAUGUAAAGAAUGGGAAGCCAACCCAAAAGUUUUAUGUGCAAAUGCAACUUCAAAUGUUACUAACAGGACAUAAAAAAGGCUACUUCUGUGUAGCUGACUGCAACUACAGUGCCAAUAAGAAAGUAUAA
Leptidea sinapis is the source of this 2048-nucleotide messenger RNA. RefSeq lists its product as uncharacterized. The transcript has 2 exons. Lineage: Eukaryota; Metazoa; Arthropoda; Insecta; Lepidoptera; Pieridae. The coding region runs from base 870 to 2048 and encodes 392 amino acids. The record is from RefSeq and is a predicted model, not a curated record.